Molecule: messenger RNA, 1167 nt
Organism: Vicia villosa (hairy vetch)
Lineage: Eukaryota; Viridiplantae; Streptophyta; Magnoliopsida; Fabales; Fabaceae
Product: protein LURP-one-related 11-like
Exons: 1
Coding region: 109-711 (200 amino acids)
Source: RefSeq, a predicted model, not a curated record
GGUUGGGCCUACAAUAGAAAUAGAUAUAUAAAUAAGCUGCUUACUACUCUUCAACAUAUACCAAUUCAUUAGAAGCACCUAUUGAAUAUUACAAUCAAACAACAAAGAAUGGCCAAAAUUUACCCAAAUCUAGAAUCUACAACAUCAUCUCAGUCUCAUGAUGAUCAGUGGGUCAGUAAUAAAAGAGAGAGAUAUACUUUGUGGAUGAAAUCACUUGUUCUUCAUUCUAAUGGUUGCACUGUCUAUGAUUCAAAGGGUAACAUAGUUUAUAGAGUUGAUAACUAUGAUACAAAGGGUGGAAGAGAAAUUAAUCUCAUGAAUCUACAAGGCAAUGUCCUCUGUAUCAUCAAAAAGAGAUUACUAGCUUUUGGAUGUUGGGAAGGACACAGAUAUUACAGCAAUUCCAAUUCAAGAAGUCAUGAGGAUCAACCAUGGUUUCAAGUUAAUAGAUGUCUCACAGGUAAAAUAGCAUGUCAGAUUAAAGCUGGGUCCCAAAAUUUGUGCAUAGAAAGAAUGAGUAAUGGCAAAGCGUUUGGUUUUCAGAUAGUAAACAAAGAUGGAGAAAUGAUAGCAGAGGCAAAACAAAAACUAUCAUCCUCAGGAGUUGUUUUGAGUAAUGAUGUUCUAACGUUGGAUUUGGAAUCUGGAACAGAUCAUUGCCUUAUAAUGGCUUUGAUUACGGCAUACGGAUUGAUGUGCGGAAAAAUGUAGAAAUUAUAAACAAAUCAAUUCAUAUGUAGAACACGAUUCAGCAAACUUUUCUUCACGAUUACCAUAGUUUACUGUUUUGUAAAUAUUCUAAAUUUCUUUUUUGACGAUUUUUUACUUAAAGUAAAUUUUCCAAGGUUUUGUAAUAAUUAGUGCUUGGUUCAGUUUGAAUAAAAAAAUCAAGAUCAUUAGUUAUAUGUAUGACAACCUGUACUAUAAUUUUUAAUGAUUAUUGAUUUUAGAGCAACAACAUUUAUUAUUAAAUCUGAUACAAGAAAAAACAAUAGUACAGAUAUGGCACUAGCCACCACAAAACACGACCAACAACAAACACCAAUAAAAACACAAUCUACCAAUUUAUAACACCAGAAAGCCAACAUCAUACGUGCAUAUAUGUCCUAUUGUGUCUUUUAAACACUAAUACACACCACGAGAUUUAAAUUAUCAAAAUUAUGUGUA